Alosa alosa (allis shad) is the source of this 726-nucleotide messenger RNA. RefSeq names its product olfactory receptor 1D2-like. Lineage: Eukaryota; Metazoa; Chordata; Actinopteri; Clupeiformes; Clupeidae. The record is from RefSeq and is a predicted model, not a curated record. Gene Ontology annotation, molecular function: G protein-coupled receptor activity. Gene Ontology annotation, biological process: G protein-coupled receptor signaling pathway. Gene Ontology annotation, cellular component: membrane.
AUGGGAAACAUCUCCACUUUUAAAUUCUUUAUUCUUUCUGGGCUGCAGGACUCAGGAGUUUACAAGCCUCUGUACUUCUUGUUGGUGUUUGUCCUUUACAUCCUCAUUAUUAUACUCAACUUAACUUUGAUCUUUACUGUGACAGUGGAUAAAAGCCUCCAUGAGCCCAUGUACAUUUUCCUCUCUCAUCUGUGUGCAAAUGGACUUUACGGGACUGUUGGUUUUUACCCUAAACUUUUGUUGGACUUGCAGUCUGAUAUUCACAUGAUAAGCUACAGUUGGUGCAUGAUUCAAACAUAUGUGAUUUACAGCUCUGCCAUGUGUGAAUUUACAGUUUUAACAGUGAUGUCUUAUGACCGCUAUGUGGCAAUUUGCAGACCACUGCAAUACCACAACAUUGUGACUCCACGUGCUUUGUUGAAGUUGCUUGUAUUAGCCUGGUCUUAUCCUCUCUUGUCAGCACUAAUACAUAUUCUCCUUACUUCUAGACUACCCAUUUGUGGAUCUCGAAUCCAUAAACUAUUCUGUGACAAUCCUUCAAUAUUUGUCAUGGUCACUUCAUUGUUUGAUGUAUUAUACAGCUGGGAUGGUUCAGUACAUCUUCCAGUUAGUGUUCGCAAUGCAUUGGCUAUACAAUUUCUUAUUUUUCCUCCUCUACUGAACCCAUUAAUUUAUGGCCUAACCCAAAUUGAAAAGCUUACAGUCAAAGUUGUAAACACAAAAUGA